Penicillium robsamsonii is the source of this 816-nucleotide messenger RNA. RefSeq lists its product as uncharacterized. The coding region runs from base 1 to 816 and encodes 271 amino acids. The record is from RefSeq and is a predicted model, not a curated record. Lineage: Eukaryota; Fungi; Ascomycota; Eurotiomycetes; Eurotiales; Aspergillaceae. The transcript has 2 exons.
AUGCCCGAUAAUGUUUGUCUGGGUACUAAGCAUCGAUCCCCCGGUUUCGUCAUUACUGCUGUCGAUUCUGGAAACCCUACCCAGACAGUCAAAAGCAUCCCUGAACCUCCGUUUGGUCACUAUCAAAGCAACCAAGGCCACAGUGUUCCAAAGGCGUCUUGGGCCAACGCCUUUAAGAAAGGAUCUAGUGCAGUAUGGAGAUUCAUUUUUACACCUAUGGGCCUGUUCAUCUGUUGCGUAUGGCCUCAACGUUGUCGCUUGGGGCGCCAUGUCCUCUUGUUGAACGUCGGGCCGAUGAGCAAGGAGCGUAAAGAACUAUGGAUCGAGAUUGAUUCCCAGAUUCUCAAUGGGGUGGUUUGUCUAACUUCGUGGGGGCUAGCGCCGUGGCGGAUUCGCGACACAUAUUGGCUGCUGAUGUGGCACUUCGGCUCGGCCGAAAUAUCCAAGAAAUCAAUAAUGCAGCUUGCCCAGCGAAAUUCGAGCUGGUAUAGAAUGCGGGAUUCUGAUCCCGAAGAGUGUGAGACCCUGACGGGCAAGGUCGCUCCACCUACCAAAACAUGGAAGAUGGACUUUGUGGUGAUAAAUAUGUUGUUGAAUAGCUUGUUCCAAGUUGGAAUGGCGACAUUUAUGUGGGUGUACAACCGACAUAAUCGCCCGGCUUUCGGUGUUGGCCUUUUCAUUGGUCUAGGCUGUUUCAGUUCGCUUCUGGCAGGGAUAACCUCAUGGUGGGAGGGGCGAAAGGUCAAGCAAAUUGAGGGUUCUUUCUUUGAAGAGGCAACGGAGGAAAAACAGGAACUCAUAGAGAGAUUAGCCUAA